AUGGCACCCUUCAGCAGAAUCAGCAGCUAUCCCAAUUCUACUGUAUCAGUCCCACACCGGCAAGAUAACACCACGGGGCUUGGACUGCAACCUCCUCAUACCUACUACGCCCUCUGCUACUGCAUCUUGAUUGUGGUCAUUGUCUUUGGCAAUAUUUUGGUCUGCCUGGCAGUUUUGAAGGAGCGUAGCUUGCAAACGACCACCAACUACCUUGUGGUAAGCCUGGCAGUAGCAGAUCUGCUUGUGGCCACUUUGGUGAUGCCAUGGGUGGUAUACCUUGAGGUGAUGGGAGGAGUUUGGAAUUUCAGCCGCGUCUGCUGUGACAUAUUUGUAACAAUGGAUGUGAUGAUGUGCACGGCCAGCAUUUUAAAUCUCUGUGCUAUCAGUAUUGACAGGUACACUGCAGUGGUCAUGCCUGUUCAUUAUCAGUACAGCACAGGGCCCAGCUCUUGCAGGAGGGUCUCCAUUAUGAUUGCAGUGGUCUGGCUGCUGGCAUUUGCUGUUUCCUGCCCUCUUCUGUUUGGCUUCAACACUACAGAAGAUCCCAAUAUUUGUUCCAUAUCCAAUCCCAACUUUGUUAUCUACUCUUCUGUGGUGUCCUUCUAUCUUCCCUUCUUGGUAACUCUGCUGCUGUACGGCCGCAUUUACAUUGUGCUGAGGCAAAGACAGCGGAAGAGAGUCCUCACAAGGCAAAGACAGCGGAAGAGAGUCCUCACAAGACAAGGCAGCCAGCGUGUCAAAGCCAGUUACAAACAGCAACCUCUGACGCCCACAGAAUUGCAGCAGUACUGCAGUUUCUGCCAUGAGGUUUCCAUCUCCAGUAUGGGGAAUAAAGAGGCUGUUGACCUAAAAAUGAGAAGGAAAACCUCAUGCUUAGAAGUGCGCAAACUCAACAAUGGCCAAACAGCAACCACGUUGAGACUACCACCCCAGCAGCACCGGACAAUACAGCUCAGAGAGAGGAAGGCCACCCAAAUGCUAGCUAUAGUUCUGGGGACAUUCAUAGUCUGCUGGCUGCCAUUUUUCUUAACACAUAUAUUGAAUACGCAUUGCCAAGCCUGUCACAUCUCUCCAGAACUGUACGGAGCCACUAUAUGGCUUGGCUACGUAAACAGCGCCCUCAACCCCAUCAUCUACACCACCUUCAACAAUGAGUUCCGCAAAGCUUUCCUCAAGAUCUUGUAUUGCUGA
Molecule: messenger RNA, 1191 nt
Organism: Eublepharis macularius
Lineage: Eukaryota; Metazoa; Chordata; Lepidosauria; Squamata; Eublepharidae
Gene: DRD3
Product: dopamine receptor D3
Exons: 6
Coding region: 1-1191 (396 amino acids)
Biological process (GO): adenylate cyclase-inhibiting dopamine receptor signaling pathway; adenylate cyclase-activating adrenergic receptor signaling pathway
Cellular component (GO): plasma membrane
Molecular function (GO): dopamine neurotransmitter receptor activity, coupled via Gi/Go; G protein-coupled receptor activity
Source: RefSeq, a predicted model, not a curated record